Messenger RNA from Aspergillus oryzae RIB40, 2442 nucleotides. RefSeq lists its product as uncharacterized. Gene Ontology annotation, molecular function: protein binding. The coding region runs from base 1 to 2442 and encodes 813 amino acids. NCBI's taxonomy places the organism in Eukaryota, Fungi, Ascomycota, Eurotiomycetes, Eurotiales, Aspergillaceae. The record is from RefSeq and is a predicted model, not a curated record. The transcript is spliced from 2 exons.
AUGAACGCUUUCGUCACGCUUCUGGUAGCCCUGUUCCUGGGCUACCAAGUGUCUGCAAUUCCAUACAUCCCAUCCCAUCUUCUGUACUCAGCGCAGUACAAUGGAUCCAUGGCAUACCUGUUACGGCCCAGUGCUAACUAUACCACCGAAUUCCUUUCAUUGAACGUCUCCCAAGACAUUGAUAGCGCCAAGCCCCAAUAUACGACCUUACUGGACCAUGCGCCAUUUCAGCUUGACAAGCAAACCCCCGCCCUUAUUCCGGCUAUCGACCAACAUGGCAUCGUAAAAGUCUAUGUGGGGGAUUGCCAUAAUACUUCGGGGUAUGGUGCGUUAUGGCAGUUCACCCCGGAUGCAGCGAGUUCCACCGGCAAUGGGACAUGGGAGAGAAUCGAAGUCAAUGGGACCGGCCAGUCGAACGUCAGCCCCCAUGGACCAAAUUACCUCGCGGCCGGGUUCACAUACGCCUCCACCAAUAUAACUAACACCUCCUUCUACGCCUUCGGUGGAAUGUGCCCACUCGCAAGCGCCUCCGAGGCUACCUGGAUCACUGCCGCCAACUACUCUCAGUCCAUGAUAGCCCUGGAACCCCCCAAAGCCGAUGGUCUAACGUCCUACCGCAUCUCAGCCACCGGUGACCGCGCACCUCCGAUCCCUGAAGCCGGGUUCACGAUUACCCCGUUACAGGCAACAUAUAGGUCCACGUCGAGUGGCACGUUGCUACAACAACAGGAUUUUCUGAUGAUCGGAGGCCAGACCCAAAACGCAUUCAUCAAUAUGUCCCAGGUCGCUGUCUUUUCACUCCCGCAGAGCAGCUGGAGUUUUGUCACUAUUGAUUCUACCCAGAGCCUAGGCCGAACGGAGCUCGCGAUCCGGGAUUCCUCGGUAGUGGAACCUAGGUCCGGCCAUACAGCCGUCCUUUCGCCAGAUGGAAGUAAGGUGGUGGUCUUUGGGGGCUGGGUUGGUAGCACCAGCAUUCCUGCCAAUCCACAGUUAGCUAUCCUUGAACUGGCAGCAGAAUCCACGGGCGCCGAAUGGGCCUGGAAGAUCCCGUCCACCAGAGACGCUGGGGUAGCGGAGGGAACUGGGAUCUAUGGACACGGCGCAACAAUGCUUCCGGGCGGAGUGAUGAUGAUCGCAGGUGGUUACCAUAUCGCACAGCCAAGUAAACGGUCUGUGACUGGCACCGAGGUGAACUCAGAAAUUCUCCUGUACAACGUUACUUCGGGUAAAUGGGUUUCCUCCUACUCAAACCCCGGGCCUCUUCAGCCAGAUGGUGAAUCCAGAUCGUCUGUAUCCCGCCGAACUGGGCUUGGUGUCGGACUCGGUUUGGGUAUUCCCUGUGUUGCUGGGGCGGCUGUUUUUCUUUGGUUCUACUUCCGGCGACGACGAGUACGCCGGACUCGAAACCAGAUGCUCCGCGAACUAUCCUUGGGCGCAGAACGAUCUAUCUUCUGGAGCCCAGAAGAGUCCCAUCUGGCCGGCAGUACUUACAAGCCUUCACAGAUUAUGGCUGAAAGAACAGGCCUUUUAAGAGAAAUCCCUAGCCCCACUGAAACCAAUCGGCUGCCUCUGAAUGCGAGAAUAUACAGACCUCCGGCACAAUGCAAUGAGUAUAGGCGAAGCGACGGGACCGGUGACAUGCACCCGAUUGACGAAGAAGAUGAGGCACAUGGUGCAGUAGGUGGAGAUAGCACCGGUUUAUUGCAAAAGAUGACUCGUACAGAGCUUUCCCUUGAGGGAGCCACAGAAUUUGCAACGAGCAUCGGUCGACCCAGCGAGGGACAAUCUUCAGAGCACGCCGACAGAACAUAUUCAAACAUUUCAGACUUCUCGAGGUUGGCAGGCCAUCCAUCUCGCGGCACCAUCGACAACCAUCCGAGCCAUCCAAGCACUGGGCGUGAAUCCCCGGAAAAGUCGAGUUCUGCAUCGAACCAGAGUCGGGAGACAUGGAGCCGACCUAACAGUACCGUGAUCUCCCAUGAACGCCGGUCUUCUGAUUCAUUUUCAACUGCCCAUACGACGAUCUCACAACGGCAAGCAGAAGGCGAACAUCUACUGCCAAAUGACCCUGAACCUUCCUCUCCGAUUGACCUGAUACCACGGCCUCUCUCCAUCUCCAAACCGAAGGCUGAGUGGAUCGGCAACGUCCGACGAGUGCUCUCUAUGACUCGAAAGCGGCCUCAGUCAUCUGGGGAUGGCAGUGUCGCUUCUACAGCUUCGGGCAUCGACAGGAGGAGUGCCGUGCUUGGAUCCGCAGGGCCUCUGUUCGAUUAUGAACCGGAGUCCAAGCUGCCUCGGCGAUCCGUCAGUGCCUCAGCGGAACUAUUUCGACGCAAACAGGGUGCUAAAGACUGGGGAACGGGCAAUAUUGUUUCUCACCCUACGGGGUCCCCCGAGGCAGGUGCUGUCGUUCUAUGCAAUGGAAGGAGCAAUGGGCCAUAG